AUGCUUCUAGGGACCAACGAUUUCUUAGACAACCCUUUCAAGACCCGCGAAGAUGUGGUCAAGGGUUGUAUCGCUCUUCUGGACCCGUUGGCAAGUCACACAUCAAAAGGAGGAGCCUUGCUCGAUAUCGGAAGUACUGCGACUCAUUAUGACAUGAAAGCUGUUGCUUUAGAAGCUUUUGCCCGCCCUCUGUGGGGUCUUGCUUCGUUGCUUGCCGGAGGUGAAAAAUAUGCAGGAGCGGAAAGAUGGGUAAAGGGUUUUGAUUCUGGGACAAAUCCUGAAGGAGAGGAAUAUUGGGGAGGAUCGAUGGAUAAAGAUCAGAGGAUGGUAGAAAUGAGUCCGUUGAGUUAUGCUGUAGCGAUGGCACCUGACGUUUUCUACCAUAGGAUUCUCGCUAAAUGUCAUACAGCCAACUGGUUAUGGUUCCGGGUCUUUGCCAAUCUCGCCUUACGAACAGUGGAAUCAGAUUUCCACAAUCCUGAACAAAUGGAAAAAGAUUUGCAACGCCUCGAAGAGUUCCAACUGCCCUCGCAUGAGAAAGAGGGUCACGACUCGGCAUCAGCUGGCUGGAGUCGAGAUGGUCCAGAAGAUGUGAAACAGCUGGAUUAUUACAGUUCAAGUUUCGCCAUCCAGCCUGCGCAAAUGAUCUACGCUAAACUCGCAGCGAAAACCGAUCCAGAUCGAGCGGAAAAAUAUAAACAGAGAGCGCGCGAUUUUAUGGCAGAUUUCGUAUAUUACUUUUCAGAUGAAGGCGCUGCUAUUCCCUUUGGCCGAUCCAUGGUUUACCGAUUCGCCGUUAUCGCUACUGCGUCAACAAUGGCACUCGCCGACAUUGAGCCAGCCGCUCCAUUGACGUGGGGACAUGUCAAAGGUCUUGUGCUCCGUCACCUACGAUAUUGGAACGAUGCAAAUGACAUCUUCAGAAGCGACAGUACAUUAAACGUUGGAUACAGAUUCGACUGCAUGAAUAUGACCGAAAACUACAAUGCCCCAGGCUCUCCAUACUGGUGUAUGAAGGCGUUCCUAUGUCUCGCAGCACCAGCUUCUCACCCCUUCUGGAGCUCUGAAGAACUUGCCUGGCCCACGGACUCGUUUCCACUCACUAAAUCGCUUCCCGAUCCUUCUCAUAUCAUGUGCCGUCAAGCAGAUCAUACGUUCCUCUUAUCUUCAGGUCAAGCACCUCAUUAUGCCAUGCGUCAUGGACCAGCUAAAUACUGCAAGUUUUCGUACUCUUCCGCUUUCGGAUUCUGCUGUCCUACUGGUGACAUGGAUUUGGGUCAACUUGCUCCUGACUCCAUGUUAGCUCUUCGAGACGCUUCUGAAGGCGUUGAAUCUUGUGAUGGUGAGACAUGGAGAGUGAGGCGUCAUCCCAUCGAUGCGAAGAUUAUCGGACGUGGGACAGAUCAAGUCCAUCUCCGAUCGAAAUGGCGACCUUGGAAAGAUGUAGAGGUGGAAACUUGGCUUGUCCCACCGCAAGACGCCUCUUCAAGCUGGUAUCUUCGAAUACACAAGGUCACCUCUGGCCGAAAACUCGAAUCAGCAGAAGGAGGAUGGACAAAUUACGGUCAAGGUGAAGACGGACGAGCGUUGGUUCAAUCUUUCUCUGGACUGAUGAGUAAAGGCGGAGAUCAAGAAAUCGGUUGGUCAAGGGCUGUCACAGCAGGUGGAGCAGUGGGCUUGGUGGAUGUUGCGUACAAGGGUUCAGAUGGGAACCGACAAGGUCAACUGGUACAAAUCGAUCCAAACGCAAACGUCAUCUUUUCAAGGGGUAUUUUACCUAGUCUAAUAGGCAACAUAGGAGAAGGAGAAUCGUGGAUGGUCACCGCUAUCUUCGGUAAACCUGCUAAAGGAGGAAAGACAGAAGGCUGGGAGCAAGCUUGGGAAAAAGUGCCUCAAGUUCCUGCUUGGAUCUCAUAA
This is a messenger RNA of Kwoniella shivajii, 1917 nucleotides long. RefSeq lists its product as uncharacterized. The transcript has 5 exons. The record is from RefSeq and is a predicted model, not a curated record. The coding region runs from base 1 to 1917 and encodes 638 amino acids. NCBI's taxonomy places the organism in Eukaryota, Fungi, Basidiomycota, Tremellomycetes, Tremellales, Cryptococcaceae.